AUGGCAACUCUGAGAUUUUACGAUGCCAACAAAACAGCGACACUGGCCAUAUUGGCUAUUGUUUCUUUCUCUGUUUUCUGUAUUGCCAAAAUAAUAAGGCAUCAUCGGGACCCUCUACGGAAUAUCCCCGGCCCAUUCUGGGCAAGAUAUACCCGAUUAUGGUACCUAAUUGAAAUGCUGCACUGUCAUUCACGGGACACAAUAGCAAAACUGCAUCAGGAACAUGGUCCAGUUAUACGGAUCGGUCCAAACCAGUUCAGCAUCUCUGACAUGGAAGUCGCAAGAGAGGUCUACGGUCCUCGUACAUCCUUUGAAAAGGCUAAUAUUCAUCAUAAACAGUCUGAUUUCUACGUAUCUUUCACUAAUCCUGGUGGGAAAACACUGGUAUCAAUGCGGAACAACAAGGACCACAGAGACUUACGCCGAAAGUUUCAAUAUUCGUUUUCUUUUUCCCAGGUUGUGAAGAUGGAGUACCUUAUUGACCAGUCACUUGAAAUACUCUUUAAGAAGCUGAUUCAGCUCGCCGAUCUUGGAGAAAGAUGUGAUUUACUGCACUGGCUAAAGCUCUGGAGCAUGGAUAAUAGCUCGCUGCUUAUCUUUGGGGAGAGCUUUGGAUGUGUGGAGAAGGAUGCCGAUGUCAAUGGGCUUCUACAGCUCACAAGAGCAAGCACAUUCUAUGCUAGCGUGGUAGGAAUCAUUUCAGAGUGGCAUAAAAUUCUCUGGAAUUACGUUCCUUCCUACAUCAUGAGCGAGAAGGAGGUUCGUUCUUUUGCUGAGAAACAAAUCGCCGAAAAAGAAGCGGCAAAAGAUUCAACAAGGGGGGCUUGCUUCUUGGAUACCUGGUUCCAACAGAAGGAAGCCGACCGAAUGAACAAGACUGAAGUCCGCAUCGGAAUUGGAGGCGCUUUGGGAGGCACUGAGCUCACACCUUCGUUCAUGUGUCAAGCAAUGUAUCACGUCUACCGGGAACCGGCUGUCCUUCAGCGACUACGAGAUGAAAUUGAUCCAAAAGUGGUGAGAUCAGACACCAGUUCCCAUAGCAUCCUACCCCACGAGGCUAUACAAGGGAUGCCUUAUCUCCAGGCUGUUCUCAAGGAGAUCAUGAGAUUAUGGCCGGUAGCUGGAGUUACGUUCCCACGUGUGGUGCCUGAUGGCGGGGCGAUUCUGGCAGGUUAUCAAUUCCGUGCGGGACAAGUGAUCGGUAUUAAUUACUGGGCGGCAUCACGCAAUCCAGAAUACUUUGGUGCUGACGCAGCGGAAUUUCGCCCUGAGCGGUGGUUGAUCGAUCCAGAUGAGGCAAAAAAAGCUAGCUACUACAGCAUUCCGUUUAGCUUGGGGAGCAGAGAAUGCAUAGGCAAGCAUCUCGCUACGCUGAUGGUUCUCAAGGCAUUGGCAUUGGUCUUCUACUCCUUCGAUAUCAACUACCUCCCCGAAGAUUUGGAGCUGUGGAAUGACCAUGUGGCUAAGGUGCAAGAUUUUAGGGGCCUGGUGAAACGGCGACAGCGAUAA
Molecule: messenger RNA, 1509 nt
Organism: Penicillium daleae
Lineage: Eukaryota; Fungi; Ascomycota; Eurotiomycetes; Eurotiales; Aspergillaceae
Product: cytochrome P450
Exons: 4
Coding region: 1-1509 (502 amino acids)
Molecular function (GO): monooxygenase activity; iron ion binding; oxidoreductase activity, acting on paired donors, with incorporation or reduction of molecular oxygen
Source: RefSeq, a predicted model, not a curated record